AGACGGCCAAUCAAAAUACGACACAUCACCAUAUCUAUUCCGCGAAGCAGCGGAACCCGACCCUCCCUUCUCCGGUUCUUUUAUGUUCUCUGGCUUGAGUUUCCUUCUUGCAUCAGUUUUCAUCUGAUCCUUCGCAGUUCGUCGUCGUGCUAAAAAAAUUUGUCGAAAAUGGGUACUGAAUUUAGAGCUGGUUUGGUCACUUCCUUUCUGUUUCUGCUUCUUUCCCAUGUGGUGAUUUCCACACCCAAUGAUGGGUUGGUCAGAAUUGGACUGAAAAAGAUGAAAAUAGAUCAAACUUGUCAUCUGAAUAGAAGAAGUAAUGGAACGCCGGGAGGUACGAUUAGGAAGUAUCAUUUACGCAGUAAUCUUGGGGAGUCUGAGGACACUGAUAUCGUUGCACUAAAGAACUAUAUGGAUGCUCAGUAUUUUGGUGAGAUUGGUAUUGGAACUCCUGCUCAGAAGUUCACUGUGAUAUUUGACACUGGAAGUUCUAAUCUUUGGGUGCCCUCAGCAAAGUGUUAUUUCUCGGUUGCUUGCUAUUUACAUCCCAAGUACAAGUCUAGCCAGUCAAGUACAUACACAAAGAAUGGCAAAUCUGCGGCAAUCCAGUAUGGCACUGGUGCAAUUUCAGGUUUCUUCAGCCAGGACCAUGUCCAAGUUGGCGAUCUUGUUGUCCAGGAUCAGGACUUUAUUGAGGCAACCAAAGAGCCUGGCGUCACGUUCGUGGCUGCUAAGUUUGAUGGUAUUCUUGGACUUGGUUUCCAAGAGAUCUCAGUCGGAGAUGCUGUUCCUGUCUGGUAUAAUUUGGUCAAUCAAGGUCUUGUUAAAGAACCAGUUUUCUCAUUUUGGUUAAAUCGCAAUACUGAAGGGGAAGAAGGGGGUGAGAUUGUCUUUGGUGGGGUUGAUUCUAGUCAUUUCAAGGGUGAGCAUACAUAUGUUCCCGUGACUCAAAAAGGCUACUGGCAGUUUGAUAUGGGUGAUGUCUUAAUUGGUGGUGAAUCAUCUGGAUAUUGUGCAAGUGGUUGUUCAGCAAUUGCGGAUUCAGGAACCUCCCUAUUGGCUGGGCCAACGACUGUUAUAACUCAAAUCAAUCAUGCCAUUGGAGCCUCUGGUGUUGUAAGCCAGGAAUGUAAGAUAGUGGUUGAACAGUAUGGGAAAACCAUUAUAGAAAUGUUGGUAGCCAAGGCACAACCCCAAAAGAUCUGCUCUCAAAUUGGUUUCUGUACUUUUGACGGAACUCGUGGUGUGAGCACGGGGAUUGAAAGUAUGGUGGAUCAGAAACAAGAAAAGAAAUCUGAUGGCGUGCAUGAUGCUACAUGUGCUGCUUGUGAGAUGGCAGUGGUGUGGAUGCAGAAUAAGCUAAUGAAAAAUCAGACGGAGGAGCAGAUCUUGGAUUAUGUCAAUCAGCUCUGUGAACGACUUCCCAGUCCCAGUGGAGAAUCAGUAGUAGAGUGUGAUGCUCUAUCUUCAUUGCCCAGUGUCUCAUUUACCAUUGGUGCUAAAGUAUUUGACCUUGCUCCAGAACAGUACGUUCUCAAAGUUGGGGAGGGAGUCGCAGCUCAAUGCAUCAGCGGAUUCAUAGCUUUAGACAUCGCACCUCCUCGUGGACCACUGUGGAUUUUGGGAGACGUUUUCAUGGGUAAGUAUCACACCGUGUUCGACUACGGAAACUCGUCAGUUGGAUUUGCAGAAGCAGCUUAGACGCAGGGCUGAUUCUAUAUUUUCUGCUUGCCUACUUUUGUAUGUAAUCUCUACUUACAUCACAAAAAGUUAGAUACAAUGGAAGUUGUUUAUGUGAUGGAUGAUGGACACGAUCCUUGGAUAAUCUUGCAUCUGUGAAUAAAUCAGGACAAGAUUUGCUAACUUCUGUACAAGAAAACUUGGUAUUGCAAUAUAUACAUGGUGUUGAAAUUGACAA
Pyrus x bretschneideri (Chinese white pear) is the source of this 1918-nucleotide messenger RNA. Its product is annotated as aspartic proteinase A1. The record is from RefSeq and is a predicted model, not a curated record. NCBI's taxonomy places the organism in Eukaryota, Viridiplantae, Streptophyta, Magnoliopsida, Rosales, Rosaceae. The coding region runs from base 169 to 1701 and encodes 510 amino acids. The transcript has 14 exons. Gene Ontology annotation, molecular function: aspartic-type endopeptidase activity. Gene Ontology annotation, biological process: lipid metabolic process; proteolysis.